This is a messenger RNA of Alternaria triticimaculans, 507 nucleotides long. RefSeq lists its product as uncharacterized. Bases 1 to 507 code for a protein of 168 amino acids. The record is from RefSeq and is a predicted model, not a curated record. Lineage: Eukaryota; Fungi; Ascomycota; Dothideomycetes; Pleosporales; Pleosporaceae. The transcript has 2 exons.
AUGUCGCUUCCCAAGGAGCAGCAAGAAGACACUAGCUCCAGUAUGACCUCUUCCGAAGCGCGAUCAGAGGAGCCCAAGAGCGAAGAGGAGCUCAAUGCGAUCACCUACCUCAACGCUAGAACCUCGCCUCUCCUCCUCCUCCCGGCAGAAUUGCGAAACAUGAUCUUCGAGUACGCCAUGUAUCAUGAAACCAUCAACCUACACCAGAAAUACAACCCUCGUACGACUAUUGCCGAAUCUGCACCGCGUCCAGCUGAACCUCUGCUCUUCGUCAGUCGCCAGAUCAACUCGGAGGUCGCCUUACUACCAUACAAACUUAACGUUUUCUCCAUCACUUUCCAUCGCUAUGCCGAUCUCGGCGACUUUCUGAAACAGCGAACGCCAGAUCAACUUGAUCUCAUGGUCAAAGUGAUGUGCAAGCUCAGUAACCACGGCCAGCAAGUGCACGUAGCAUCUGCUGCCAAAUGGAUGGCGUUUCUCAAGAAAAUGCUGGAGAAGGAGACUUGA